GUCAGCGAUUGUUACGUAGCGAGUGUUUACGAAAGAAGUAGUGUUACGUAGGGUACUGUACAAAUGUGGUGCCGAUAGAGACAAUAGCGUGUUGUUAUUGAUGAUUAAAACUUUUAUUUUACUCGAAAUGGUAUUGAUGGCCUGUGAAAAUAUGUAGGCGUUAAAGUAUAUCAUAUAUAAAUCGAGUGAUUAUGAAUUCGGAACAAAUGGUUAUUAACUCCCCGUUUGAAAAAAAUCCCAAAUUGAAAGAACAAUUAAUGCAAGAUCUAUUAAAGGCGAAGGAUAAUGAAGAAGAAACCCCAUUGUUUUUGUUUGAACAAUUAGAAAAGUGGCUUACCAGUCCACCAGCUUACACUACUGUCAGAGUAAAUACUGUAUUAAUAGAUGUUGCUACAGCACUAGAAAAGCUUAAAUCUAUCUUGGUUCAGCAAUGUGUCAAUAGACAACUACCAAUGCCAUCUAUUUUUGUUCAUCCAAGUCUUCCUGAUUUAUUGGUUAUUAAUUGCCCUCCUGUUACAAAUCAAAAAGAACCUAAUAAACAUGAAGUUAUUGUUGGAUGUGAAUGUGGUAUGUCAGUACUUCGUGGUGCUGAUGUGUAUGCACCAGGUGUUAUUGCUUGUCCACAUGGUUUAAAAGUUGGAGAUAAAGUUGCAAUUUAUGCAGAUAUAGAUAAUACUUGUAGAAGAGGUUUUGUAAAGCCUUUUCUAGGAAGAAAAAAAUUUGUUGGAAAUGGUGUUUUGAUUGUAAAUAGACAGCAAAUAUUUUGUGUAGAAAAACCUUAUGGACUAGCAAUAAAAAUUGAUGAACCAUUGUAUAAUUGUUGGUCAUUUAAAGAUAUUCUUCCUGAAGAUUUUUUUCUCCAGAAUCUUCCGUCUGUUCUUUGUAGCCAUGUUUUAGCUCCGAAACCUGGAGAUUACGUAUUAGAUAUGUGUGCAGCACCAGGUGGAAAAACUACUCAUAUUGGAAUUUUAAUGAAGAAUAAGGGACAUGUUAUUGCACUCGAUAAAUCCUCAUCAAAAAUACAAAAAGUUAUUAAAAAUGUGAACCUUUGUAAUCUUUCUUGUGUGACAGAAUUUGUUUUUGAUUCAACUAAAGCUGUUGAUAAUACUAAGACAGCUGAAGAUAGUGAAAAUAUCAGAAAAUCAGAAAGUAUAUCACCACCACCUUUUCCAAUUGAAUUGUUUGAUUGUAUUCUGCUUGAUGCACCAUGCAGUGCUUUGGGUCAGCGGCCUCAGUUAUCUAACAUGAUGACACCAAAAGAAUUAAAUUCAUAUCCUCCUUUACAGAAAAAGCUUUUUAAUGUUGGAGAAAAAUUAUUAAGAAAAGGUGGUGUGCUUGUUUAUAGUACAUGUACUUUAACAGUUUCUGAAAAUGAAUCAAUUGUGCAUUGGGCUUUGGAUUCCUUCCCGAAUUUAUCUCUGGUUUCUCAGCUAGAUACCUAACUCAUCUUAUUCUAUAACAGCAUAAGUUCGUUCAGAACAGUCAUGCAAGUAAACUUUAGAUUUUUAGUACUGGUUGUAAAUGAAGACAAUGCAAUAAAGAUGAUAUGUUAUCUCAAAAGGCAGAGAAUUCCUAGUUCAGUCUGACAGACUGACACCUGCUUCUAAAGGCAAGUUCUCAGUCCAAAGACAGAGAGGAUUAGCUAUGUAAUUUAUAAUUGUCCUAUUGUUUUGUUAUUUUAUGAAUAAUAUAUUUAAAUUGUUUCAUACAGAAUAUUAGAAAAGUCUGACUGUAAUAUUGCUAUCUGUUGAUGAAUUAGGUUCUACAAUCUCAAUAUUUAAGUUAUUUGAUCAACAUAACUUGAUUGUACAAUAGUAGCAAUUAGUCAUUGCAAUAAUACAAAACAAUUAUUGAUGAAUUAUUAGUAUUUUUUUACACUUUUAUGAGUUGC
This is a messenger RNA of Centruroides sculpturatus (bark scorpion), 1891 nucleotides long. RefSeq names its product putative methyltransferase NSUN6. The record is from RefSeq and is a predicted model, not a curated record. NCBI's taxonomy places the organism in Eukaryota, Metazoa, Arthropoda, Arachnida, Scorpiones, Buthidae. The transcript is spliced from 10 exons. The coding region runs from base 192 to 1442 and encodes 416 amino acids. Gene Ontology annotation, biological process: RNA methylation. Gene Ontology annotation, molecular function: RNA binding; methyltransferase activity.